Molecule: messenger RNA, 537 nt
Organism: Trypanosoma grayi
Lineage: Eukaryota; Euglenozoa; Kinetoplastea; Trypanosomatida; Trypanosomatidae
Product: cytidine deaminase-like protein
Exons: 1
Coding region: 1-537 (178 amino acids)
Cellular component (GO): cytosol
Molecular function (GO): zinc ion binding; cytidine deaminase activity
Source: RefSeq, a predicted model, not a curated record
AUGCGUUCGCAGUUUACAAAGCUGAACACUGUGCUACCUCUCGCUGAACUUCCAGUCGAGCUGCAGAAGCUUGCCCAGUCUGCAGUCGACGCACAUCACAACGCCUAUUGUCCAUACUCUAACUUUGCUGUGGGGGCUGCUCUUCUUCAUGAUGAUCAAAAAAUAACAGCCGGGUGCAACUAUGAAAACUGCGUGUACAAGGGGUGCUGUGCUGAGGUAUGUGCCAUUGUGAAGGGGAACUCCCAGGGGCACCGCACGGCAGAUGCAGUCGCUAUCUAUGGGUGCAGCAAAGCGCCGAAUGCUGCAAAUCCCCCACCUGACACGCUCACGCCCCCGUGUGGUUUUUGUCGUCAGUCUCUUAUUGAGGUUGCAGACUUAUCUGAUAAUUUGGAUAGAUUUCUUGUCGUCCUCGUUACCUUUGACAAGAAGCACGCAAAGGUGAUCAAAUUGAGCGAACUGGUUCCCCUCAAGUUCGGUCCUUCUAACAUCGGCAUGGACAUAUCCAAGCUGGCGAAGGGCGCGCAACUGAAGGAGUAG